Molecule: messenger RNA, 861 nt
Organism: Hyaloscypha bicolor E
Lineage: Eukaryota; Fungi; Ascomycota; Leotiomycetes; Helotiales; Hyaloscyphaceae
Exons: 2
Coding region: 421-801 (126 amino acids)
Source: RefSeq, a predicted model, not a curated record
AAGCCAAACCUGAAGAACGUUGUAAAAACUUAACACGAUUCUCACACUUUUUCUGAUCUCAUGAGAUUGCUGCGUUAGUCGAUAUUUAUAUAACCACUAGCAGAUCCGCUACAUAAUCGUCUAUUCUGGAUGUAUAUUGCUAGCGAAAGUGGACCGGGACGCCAAUGACUCACUCACCGUUCAAUACCUCCUCGAAUUUCCGAAACCGGUUUUUAUUUUCUGAGCUCAUAGGAUCUUAUCUCUUAACAGUAAAAUUCGAGGCCCUACUAACCUCAAAAAUUGUGGUUCCGACUGGGGCAGUGGUGUUUGUGAUGACAUAAAUGCUUCCCAAAUCAAAACCCGAACAAACUGCUUCGCAUUCACCCUUCACAUCAAUUGAUUUAAUUCCAAUAUCCUUGCCAAUCCCGUAUCAACAAACCCAUGGCUUCAUUCACCCUCCAAAUGCGGGCCCUCCCUGAAGGCCAAACCCCCAGCCGCCUCGAACAGCAAUGCUUCUCCAUCCUCCAUACGACCGUUAAUCCCAAAUCAACCCACAGACUGCCCCCAGCGGAAGCCGCCACCAUGAUCCACAAGCUCUACCUUUUGCACCUCUCGAUCAACAAUGUCAAGACCUUCCUCUGGACCCUCUGGUCGGUUGGGUUAGAUGUGGAGAAGCAGGUUGAGAAAGGAGGAGAAGAGUGGAAGAUGCUAGAGGAGAUUGUGGAGAGGUUGAAAGAGAUCGAGGAGAAGAUUAAUUGGGAGGGAAACGAGAUGGAGUGGAAGAGGUUGCCUGGGUUGAAUUGGGUGAGGCAUUGUCCUUAGGAUCCGCGGAAGUAAGAACCUUUCACGAAGGUCUGCGUUUCAGUAGCAGGCAGUGAGGAA